Messenger RNA from Vicia villosa (hairy vetch), 1152 nucleotides. RefSeq lists its product as uncharacterized. The record is from RefSeq and is a predicted model, not a curated record. Gene Ontology annotation, biological process: DNA integration. Bases 1 to 1152 code for a protein of 383 amino acids. Gene Ontology annotation, molecular function: nucleic acid binding. NCBI's taxonomy places the organism in Eukaryota, Viridiplantae, Streptophyta, Magnoliopsida, Fabales, Fabaceae. The transcript has 3 exons.
AUGUUAGAAGUAGAAGUCUUUGAUUGUUGGGGCAUUGAUUUUGUUGGUCCAUUUCCUCCCUUCUUCGCUAAUGAAUAUAUUCUUGUUGUCGUUGACUAUGUAUCCAAGUGGGUGGAAGCACUUGCUACACCUAAGGCCGAUUCCAAAACUGUGAUUAAAUUCUUAAAGAAAAAUAUCUUCUCACGUUUUGGUGUGCCAAGGGUGUUGAUAAGUGAUGGAGGAUCACACUUUUGUAAUACACCUCUGGAAAAAGUUUUAGAACAUUAUGGUGUAAAACAUAAGGUGACCACUCCCUAUCACCCACAAGCAAAUGGUCAAACGGAAGUGUCAAACAGAGAAGUAAAGAAAAUUCUUGAGAAAAUAGUCUCUAGCUCUAGAAAAGAGUGGUCAUUGAAAUUAGAUGAAGCUUUGUGGGUAUACCGUACUGCCUUCAAAGCUUCUAUUGGACUAACUCCUUUUCAGAUGGUUUACGGAAAAACUUGUCAUCUUCCGGUAAAGUUGGAACAUAUAGCACUUUGGGCUCUUAAAUUUCUGAAUUUUGAUACCACUCUAGCCGGCCACAAAAGAAAAGACCAACUCCAUGAAUUGGAAGAAUUAAGAGACCAUGCGUACCACUCCAACAAGCUCUACAAGGAAAAAGCUAAGGCUUACCAUGAUAAGAAAGUCCGCUGCAAAAGUUUUCAUGAGGGACAAAUGGUGUUGCUAUUCAACUUGCGACUUCGGUUGUUUCCCAGUAAGCUUAAGUCAAAAUGGUCUGGACCAUUUGUGAUGAAGGAGGUGAGGGACUAUGGAGCCAUUGUGAUCGAGGAUCCCAAAUCUAAGGAAAUUUGCGCCGCAACCCCUCCUUUGCGCCGCGAACUGGGUUUGCAACAUCAGAUGUCAAAGCGCAUAAAAACCAGAAGCACCAAUCCUAGUCAUUCCAUACCACGGUUCAUUGGAGAGGAACAAGGAGAGCAAUAUACUUACUUGUGCAACCGAACUGUCCAGGCUGAAAGGCUUAUCCAGUUCAAACCGAAUGACCCAAUGCGGGAUUUGGUUCGAACAUUGGAAACACUCAAAUGGGGGAAGAUAUGCGAACCGGUAGCUGAGAUCAAUUAUGAUAUCGUUUGCGAAUUCUAUGCGAAUGCCAUUCCGGUAGAAGACGGGGCAUAA